AUGUCUGGUUCACAACUUGUGGUUGUACUCCUGUGUUGUCUACCCUUCAGAGCCUGUUUGAUCUGCUACACCUGUGUGUUCCCGGCCAUCUCUCCUCUGGUUUGCUUUAAGUUUCCACAGGAGUGUCGAGCCGGACAGCGCUGCCUGUCCAGUACUGCUAUGGGCACACGGGGCUCGCUACACGUGACGAUGUACGAGAAGAGCUGCGCAGUCCCGCCCCAGUGGCGUGAGUGGAAGUCAGGCCUCUCCUUCAACUACAGCAACCUCUGCUGCGAUACAGACAACGGGGCCCGGUCCUCUGCUGCCCUCUGGCGGCGAGGAGCCGCUCUGUGCAUGCUGCCUGCACUCACUCUCCUGCUGGCCUGA
Cyclopterus lumpus (lumpfish) is the source of this 366-nucleotide messenger RNA. RefSeq names its product ly6 domain containing, pigment cell (gene lypc). The record is from RefSeq and is a predicted model, not a curated record. NCBI's taxonomy places the organism in Eukaryota, Metazoa, Chordata, Actinopteri, Perciformes, Cyclopteridae.